AUGGGGUACUAUGAAUGCGAUACCUGCACGCGGCGUUUCCGAACCUCGGGAGCGUGUGAUCAGCACAUGAGGGACACCAACCACUUCAAUCAGGACGACGAAUAUCCCUACGAGUGCCGGUUCAACAACGCCAAUAACCUCAGGAUGCACCUCAACUCGCGCGUCCACAAGGGCACGCAGAUGGACUGCCCCUUCUGCGACAGAAGCUUCGUAACCGCCACGGGGCUCGCUCAUCACCUGGAGUCGGGCGGCUGCAGGAAAGCUCCUUUCCUCAGCCGAGACCGCGUCUACGAGAUCGUUCGAAGACAGGACCCGCACGGUGCCAUAUCGAAGAACUUGCUCGACUGGCACGGAUCCAGCGAGUACGAGGCAACUUCGGCAUCCUGGAACGGAGAUUUCUACGAAUGUGUCCUUUGCCAUCGCGAGUUUAACAGUUUGCAUGGUCUGAACAUGCAUCUCAAAUCGCCUGUCCACCAACAGAGCCUCUAUCAUUGUCCCAAUCGGGGCUGCAGGUCGGAUUUCAAGAGCUUGGCUGGCCUCAUCAACCAUCUGGAGAGCGAGUCGUGUGGAUACAAGCGCUUCGCCACGGUCCAGAAGCACAUGGGAGGCAUGCUCAGCAGGGACCGUAUGCUGACGUAUUGA
This is a messenger RNA of Sodiomyces alkalinus F11, 642 nucleotides long. Its product is annotated as putative zinc finger protein. Bases 1 to 642 code for a protein of 213 amino acids. Gene Ontology annotation, biological process: regulation of transcription by RNA polymerase II. Gene Ontology annotation, molecular function: DNA-binding transcription factor activity, RNA polymerase II-specific; RNA polymerase II transcription regulatory region sequence-specific DNA binding. Gene Ontology annotation, cellular component: nucleus. The record is from RefSeq and is a predicted model, not a curated record. Lineage: Eukaryota; Fungi; Ascomycota; Sordariomycetes; Glomerellales; Plectosphaerellaceae. The transcript is spliced from 4 exons.